Molecule: messenger RNA, 1709 nt
Organism: Mauremys mutica (yellowpond turtle)
Lineage: Eukaryota; Metazoa; Chordata; Testudines; Geoemydidae
Product: killer cell lectin-like receptor subfamily F member 1
Exons: 6
Coding region: 393-1151 (252 amino acids)
Source: RefSeq, a predicted model, not a curated record
CCACCUGCCAAGCACCCAGGGGCCUGGUUACUGGAUUUAGGGUCUGGUGCUUCAUCCUUACACCAGCUGCAUCCCACUGUGGCGAGGGGCUGGCCACAGGAACAAGGCAGGAAUCGGUGCCUUUAGGCAGCGGAAGAGCUUUGAGGCUGCUUUUUGCAUAGGACACAAGGUCCAUGUUCUGUCCCCCUUGCUAGUGCCCUCGCUAGCUUGCUGUGAGAGUUAAGUUUCCUGUGUGGUUUCAAAGCGUGCGGCCAGGGGAGGCGGCCGUUUCCUCUGCACACUGGAGCCCCACAAGCCGAACGGGCCGAGUCUCACCCCAGUCCCUCAGGGUCUCGCUCUGAUUUUCCCUCUUCUUCCCGUUCGCUGGGAGACGAAGGCAGCGACUCUGGAGGAUGCAGGACGAAGAGGGUUACACGGUAUUGAAUCUCCGGCCCAAGAUGGGAACCGCCAGCCGCCCGUCUGCGGCGGGGAUCCAAGGUUCUCCUGCGAAGCUGCGUGGGUAUAAAAUCACCAUCGGCGUUUUGGGGGCCUGGAGCGUUGUGGCGACGCUGGCUGUGAUCGCGCUGAGCAUUCUGGGUUCAUCUCAGGAAGGACUGACAGGAGCAGCGCCGAAUGCCACCGCGAGCUGUGGUGCCCAGCGGGGAGAGAGAAACGGGGCAGAGUGCAGUGCCCAUCUGACCCACCUAGUGGCACGCCUGAGCCAGGCUCUGUGUGCUCCCAUCAACAGCAGCUCCCGGGAGGGCACUGGCUGCAAAAUCUGUCCCCCAGACUGGCUGCCACAUGGUGCCAAAUGCUACUGGUUUUCUACAGAGAGUAAAAUCUGGUCCGGGAGCCGUGCGGACUGCUCAGCGAGGAGCGCUGGCAUGGUGGUGAUCCAGGAGCAGGAUGAGAUGGAGUUCCUGGGGAGCAGCAUUCAAGAGAAGUACCUUGUCUGGACUGGCCUCAGUGCAAACGGGACCUGGAGGAAAUGGACCUGGGUGGAUGGAUCCUUGUUAAAUCAGACGCUGUUCCCCGUGAAAGGAGCCGCCGAAGAGAACAGCUGUGGGGUGAUCAAAGGGAGUCAGAUCCAGUCGGAAACCUGCAGCGGUGAAUACAGAUGGAUUUGCCAGAAGGACGCCAUCCAAAUAGACAGAGGAAUAAGCGAUCUGUAGAGCCCUGCCAAUCUGCAGGGAUCCGCUUUAUAUGCAUACACUAUUUUUGCAGAUCGGAUGCGGAUACAAAUUCUGUAUCUGUGCAGGGCUGUGGCAAUCUGCACUUGCAGAGCCGAGAGGUAAUAACUCCUAGCUGUAAUGUGCAGCGCUGAGAUUUUUAAAGGGGCCUGUAUUUUAUUUUCUAUUAAGUGCUCAGCUGGAACAUAGGAUCCCAAACCUGCAGAGACUGAUGCAUGUGCUUCACUCUAAUCACCUAUGUAGCCCUUUUUGCAGGAUUCAGACAAUGACUCUGGCCCAGACCCUCAAAGCUAGUUAGGUGCCUAGCUCCCAGUACGAGUUAAGCACUUAAAUACCUCUUGAGGAGAUAGGAGGGGCUGGGCCUUUCUGCCUCAGUUUCCCCCUGCUGGCCCCUUGGUGCUUCUCCCAGGCUGGGCACUCAGAGUCUUCAGACUCUGGGGAGAUGCAGCUUCUGAGCAUGGCCAGCUCUGCUCUGCUCUGCUCUGCGCUGUCAAUGGAGGGCUCAAACUUCAGAGCCAAAACCUUUGCCUUCUCCCAUGU